CCUGGAGCACACCAUCCUGGGAGAAAAAAAGUAGAUUGCUGUUCCUGGGAUGGUAUCAGGUGUGAUAACAAGUCGGUGGUAGUGAUCGGGCUAGACCUUGGUGUGAAUUCCCUUGAGGGAGAGAUUAAUUCGAGUAGCAGCCUUUUCAGGCUAAAGAAUCUCCGCACCCUCAAUCUUGCUUACAAUGAUUUCAACUCCUCUAUCAUCUCCACUCAGUACACUACAUUCAAGGAGUUGAGAGUGUUCAACCUUUCUCAAUCUUCUUUCUCGGGUCAAGUUCCAACCGAGCUGGUUCAACUAACCAAGUUGGUGUCUCUUGAUCUUUCUUCUAAUACUCUAUCUGCUGACAAAUCAUUUCUUAACAAACUUGUCCGGAACUUGACAAACCUCAGAGAACUAAACCUACGUUCCGUUGACAUUUCCUCAGAAAUUCCUAAAAAUAUCUCAAACCUGUCCUAUCUAAGAUCACUCAACCUGGAUGAUUGCAACUUGAUUGGUGGAUUUCCAACUAGUGUUCUUUCCAUUCCUACCAUACAAUCCAUUUCCUUGAGUGGCAAUCAAAAACUGGAAGGCCCUCUCCCAGAAUUUAAUGGAAACAACUCUCUUGCAUAUUUGGACCUUUCUCUUACAUCCUUUUCGGGUAAUAUACCAAAUUCUAUCAGUAACCUCAAGCAUCUGAAUGUUUUGAGACUCCACGACUCCAAUUUCAGUGGCUUGAUUCCUUCUUCGCUUGGAAACCUUUCUCGUUUAACCAAUAUCCACCUCUCUGGUAACACUUUUGGUGGUGAAAUCCCAUUCUUUUGGACGUUUGAACCAGUUGACCAGCUUAGAUGUUAAUUCCAAUAAGCUUAGCGGUAACUUUCCCAUCGCACUACUCAAUCUUACAAAGCUGUCAUAUCUGUCACUCUCUUAAGGGAUUCUUCCUCCAAAUAUCAGUUCACUCUCCAGCUUGGAAAAUUUCGAAGCACGCCAAAACUCAUUCUUUGGAACUAUCCCUUCUACUUUCUUCUUCACCAUACCCUCUCUGGGAACUAUUGAUUUAGAUGAUAACCAACUCAGCGGAGCUCUGGGGUUUGUGAAUAUGUCUUCACCACCUUUCUCAAACAGAAUCAGAAUCAGUUUGUCGGGGUUAUACCUUUCAAACAACAGAAUCAGAUGUCAAGUGCCAGGAUGGUUAUGGAGUCUACCAAAUUUGGAUAACUUGGAUCUUUCCGACAACAGUUUCAGCCGCAAAGGAUUUCUCCAGAGAAAAAAUUGAUGUGCUAGAUCUGAGGUCAAAUGAUUUCCAAGGACCAUUCUUUAUCCCACCAAGGCCAAUCGCAAUAUUCAUUGCAUCAAGAAACAGUUUCUCCGGAGAGAUCCCCAUAUCAAUAUGUGAUAUGACGACCUCUCUAGAUAUCCUAGAUAUCGCCAACAACAACUUGAACGGAUCAGCUCCGGAGUGUUUUUGGAAUCUCACUGCCAAGUCUCUCUCAGUUUUAGACAUUGGUGAUAAUCACUUCACUGGAAGCCUACCAGAUAUAUUCAAGAAUGCCACCAAUCUGAGGUCACUCAAUCUCGGUUACAACCAUUUCGUGGGGAAACUUCCAAGAUCUUUGACAAGCUGCUCUUCUCUAGAGGUCCUAAACGUGGAACACAAUCGAUUCGACGACACUUUCCCAUUCUGGUUGCAGUCCCUAAACAAGCUACAAGUUCUGAUCCUCAGGUCAAACGAGUUUCAUGGGUUAUUACAAUAUCAACCCCAAGGACCUUCCUGGUUUCCGCAGCUCCGAAUCAUUGACUUAUCACACAAUGAAUUCACAGGGACCUUACUAGAUGAUUUCUUCAUCUACUUGAGCGCAAUGUCAUCAAAGGGAGAUAGUCCAAAAUUUAAGUACAUUGGGGGCAAUUCAUAUUACCGCGACUCAAUGGUUUUGAUGAACAAGGGAGUGGAGCUGGAGUACACUAGGAUCUUCACACUCUUAACAGCCAUUGAUUUCUCAGGAAACAAACUCCAAGGAGAGAUCCCUGAAUCCAUCGGUCUUCUAAAAGAUCUAAUUGUGCUCAAUCUCUCGAGCAACGGUUUUAACGGCAACAUCCCUUCGUCUCUGGGGAAUCUGACUCAGCUCGAGUCACUGGACUUGUCGCACAACGAGCUUUCGGGUCAAAUCCCACCUGCGCUCAGGGACCUCACGAAACUGUCGUUCAUCAAGGUUUCUCACAACGAGCUAGUAGGCCCGAUACCGCGAAGCACACAGUUCCAGACGCAAUCUGCUUCGUCUUUCCAAGGGAAUCGCGGACUGUGUCUGUGUGGUCCUCCUCUCAACGAAAACUGCGGAGACAAGGAGGAGCCAU
This is a messenger RNA of Brassica napus (rape), 2334 nucleotides long. Its product is annotated as receptor-like protein 7. Lineage: Eukaryota; Viridiplantae; Streptophyta; Magnoliopsida; Brassicales; Brassicaceae. The annotation marks the transcript as partial. The record is from RefSeq and is a predicted model, not a curated record. The transcript has a single exon. Gene Ontology annotation, molecular function: protein binding.